Molecule: messenger RNA, 3530 nt
Organism: Parnassius mnemosyne (clouded apollo)
Lineage: Eukaryota; Metazoa; Arthropoda; Insecta; Lepidoptera; Papilionidae
Source: the annotation of a GenBank genome assembly
CAGAUUUUGGACUUAUUCUCGCAUUUAUUUUGCUAUCGUAAUUUAUAAUUAUCAUCAAAUAGUGCCGAAUAUUUCAUAAUAUGCAAACAAUUUGGGUUCGAUACCUGUCAGCAGUGAAAAUGUUAAUUGAAAUUUUAAGUGCUGAUUUACCCUUAACUUAGUUUAUUCUAUGAACAACAUAAAUAUUUCUAACCAACCUUCUCUCAAUGCGUUCCAAAACAUCUUGAAUUCGAUGAAGCACUUGCACAAACUCCGUAAUAUUGCGGCUAUUACGAGCCUCCGUUUCAGCCCGCAAUUGGGACGUCUUAACCAAGGCUCUUCUUGCUUCUUCCUGAGUAAAACGCACACGUCGACGGCGUCGUCUUCUUUGUUGUUGUUCACCUCCAGUUGGUGCAACAGAAACCGCUUGUGUGGGAUGUGCCUCUGGAGUACGUGUAGGUACAGUAUAAGAUAUACAAGGUUCAGGAGCAUGUACGUCUACAAGUACUGGUGGUUCACUUUCAGCCUCUAGCUGUUGCUGCUCUUGAACCAGUGAACUCCUGAGAUUAACACCCUCAAUGACUUCAAUGGUAUUAAGAACAACUUCUUGUUCCAAGGACUGUUGGACCUCCUGUAGAGGUAUUUGGGACAUAUCUGAAGUUGAUGCAGCCUGCGAAUUAAACCCUUUUGUCACUACAAAACGUACGUAGCGGAAUUCGUAUUGUACAUUGCACAAAAUUUAAUCAAUAUAUCUACAAAUAACUAAAUAAGUUAUCGCGAAAAUAGAUAUCUUAGCUUAAAUCAAAUAAAAUUUAAACUUUGGCCACCCCAUGGUUUAAUGAGAUACAAGAAAAAACUUACAUGAAUAUUUGAAUCUUCAAAUGGAUUUACACGAAUACCAGGAAGGCCCAAACCAAAAUCUUCACCUACAAUAUUUAAAAACUUCUUUUCUAAAGUCGACAGCUGUGGAACAUUAGAUGGCUCUCCAUCAGUUCGAGAUUGCGCAGAUCUAAUAGUAGCACACCGCUUCUUCAGCUUCCCCUUGUAAUCAAUCCAAUACUGAAAAAAAGAAAGCUAUUUUGAAUAUUCAUAUAAAUAAUAUGCGUUUUCAACUUCAACAGUCCAUAGACAGAAAAACAAUUACUAUGAUAAAUAUUUACUCAUAAUACUUACGGCAGACCAGCCUUUUCCGUCCUUAACGGCACCAUCUCCAAAUGAAUUGAGGGCUUGGGCUACCUCCUCCCACAUGCGGCGGGAAGUUUCUCGAGCUUGUGCACUUUUAUUAAAGCCCACUGCAACAUCCCUAUUGGAAUUUAAAAACUCCCAUAGGAUUUCUAAUUGAGAGUAUGUUACGCGACGCCGACGUUGUGCUUCAGCCAUUGCUUCUUUAGUAAUGAAAUCACAUUUCGCCUUAAAUCUUAACCAAACCACACAAUUCCAUUAAUUUAUUACGGUACGAAGGGUGCUUACAUUUAAAAUGAACAUGGUAACUAAUUUAUUAUCCACUUGACACACAGACACAGCUCAUAUUAUAAUAAAUUCUCAAAAAGAGCACACAAACUAAAUUUCGCCUCGACUUAAGUGACUUUACACCAUCAAUCACAUCUCAAAUCGAAAACAUAUAUUCAAAAAUCCACUUUAGUUCCUCGUCGUCAUCGUAAAUUAAUAAACAAAACUCGUAGAAACAAAAAAAGGUUUUUAUUAUGUUUGAAUAUCUUAAAAGCAUAUUACUACCUCAUUUCAAGUGGUAAUAAUUUAUUUAGCAUUAAAAAACUACAAGAAUAUGGGUUUCACUUUAAGACCGACCUUAAAAUUAAAGAGAUAAACUUAUGUAACAUUUAUAUAGCGUCCUCUCACUCGAACGGUUAGCCAAAACAAGACAGAGACAAUGCUAACCCGUGAGCAAAGCCGUUAUAUGGGUUUAAAACAGUUGAGCUAAGCGUAGUUCAUAGUACCAAAUUAAGCAUUUCUGUUUAAGGUCAGAACUCCCGAUUAUAUUACCUUAUCUAUGGGUCAGAAACUGAACUGAUCGGAACUUGCCAAGUUUAUAAACACUUCGUAGUAGGCCGUAUAUAUAGUACGUAGGCGUUAUAAUAGUUAUAGUACCUAAUUAUAAUACUUACACUUGACCAUACAUAGGCUUAGAAUAAUAACACCUAGAACGAUAGUUCCCUACAAAGCGGACGUUCAAAUGUGGGGCAAGUACAAAAUCUAUCAACUUGUGUUUACGCUAGACGAAACGCACACAAGUGAAGAAAUAAUGUUGCCAACAGGGGCGUAGCUACCGCCGUAUCAGUUAUGUUGCGGCUAGUGGCGUCAUUUCUCAGAGAUAGGAAGUUCUACGUCUGUGUAGAGGACGCCAAGUCCGCAGCGAGACCAAUUAGAGCCGGCGUACCACAGGGCAGUUGUCUUUCGCCGAUCCUGUACACCAAUGACAUCCCCACCCUGGCAGACCACCUGGGCGAAUGGGAAGACGAUGUUGAAUUAGCGCUAUACGCGGACGAUAGUGCCUAUUUCACAUAGUCUAGAAGAGCCCACAUAGCCACUGGCAGGAUGCAGCGCCUGCUGGACCUGCUGCCACCAUGGCUGGACGAGUGGAGGAUGACCGUCAAUGUUGGCAAGACGACUGCUCUGCUCACUCGCGGCAUCAGGAACUUCCCAUCACCGUUGACGCUCAGGGGCCAGGGAAUCACAUAUGAAAAGGCCGUGACGUACCUGGGGUGCCGGAUCGACCGAAUGCUGCGCAUGACCGCGUUCGUCGAUGUCGCCGUCCGCAACCGACGCAAAAAGAGGGGUGUUAUAAGUUUGACUGUUAUGUGUAUGUGUGCAUGUGGCACGGUAGCUCUUAAACCGAUUUGGGUGCGGUUUUUUUUUAAUUUAAAAGGAGGUGUUCUAGUGGUGGUUCUUAGAUAAAUAUUUUAUCAAAAUCGAUUCAGCCGUUUCAAGGUCAUCAGCUGUUUUUUAGAUGCGGUAGGGUUCCUUUCGGGGGUUUUAAAAUUUUCAAUUUAAGUUAUUAAAAUUGUGUAAAGUGUAUGCUAAGACAAAAAUACGCAUUUUGUAUAUUAGACAUUUGUGGUUUAUAUAUUUAUGAGCAGUUGAAAAUGAAAUACAGCUUGCUUUAUAUAACAUAAGAAAUUCAUUAAUUUUGGUCAAAUUUCAUCAUUUUCAUUGGUCAAAAUUCCACCACCACUAGAUAGUUGACCACUAGGUGACAACUGGUAUGUUAUAUUACUAAUACUAUUCAUAAGCUCGUUUUUUUUAUUUCAGGUAAUAGAACGCCGCUAUUAUUCUCGAGUAAGCCCAUUCUCUGAAAAGAGGCGUAUUCCUCCGUACAUCAUGGCCACUUCAACACCGUUAUCUAAUAACAAACCCUCGCAAUAUUUAAGCCCACGUUUCUACCACAUGGAUUAAUUGUUUUGUAUAAAUAUUUAUUAAAUGAAAAUACAAUAUAACUAUUUAUUAAACACAGAAAGCCUGUGAUAAGAUAUGGGGGAUUUAAUGCUUUAUAAAGGCUCCAUUAAAAUAUUGAUGAAUAAAGAAUUGGAAAUUUG